CCGGACCCUGCUAUUGACCGUUUCAACGUAAUGCGUGAAAGUGCAUACCUGAACUUUCGGUGGACAAGGCGGACCACACGGACUGCCCUUUACGGUUUCAUCAUCGUUCCAGUACUGCUCUACUACAUCACAGACCUCACAAACCAACGGUGGAACUGGAAUGGGAAGCGCAAGGGUCAAUCAUUAAGCGCCAAAGCAGAGAGCUCCCCGUAGUUCGAUACUCUGCAUAUGCCCGAAACCCGAAUAGACCCGUUCAAA
This is a messenger RNA of Laccaria bicolor S238N-H82, 258 nucleotides long. RefSeq lists its product as uncharacterized. The record is from RefSeq and is a predicted model, not a curated record. Lineage: Eukaryota; Fungi; Basidiomycota; Agaricomycetes; Agaricales; Hydnangiaceae. The coding region runs from base 31 to 213 and encodes 60 amino acids. The transcript has 3 exons.